GGGGCACUGUGAGCUCAAGGGAGAGGGGCUGACCCCAGCAGUCACGGAACCUUCCACUGCCACUCUCGAGCUACCAUGGCAGAGAGAAUUUCUCCACGGAUGCUGACGGUGCUUCCGACACCCGACGCGCAUUUUCCCGGAUCCUUUGUGCCUCCACCAGCCACUGCUGCAGUGCAGCCCACCAUCGGCGGAGCAGUGCCUGUGAUGAUUCAACCCCUCCCUGUCUCCAGUGUCAUCAACACGGUGCCUCAGGCCUCUGUCUGCCCUGGGGUACCAGGUGUCCCGGGACAGGGAGUGCAGCUCCCACCUGGGGGGCUUCCUCUAAUGGUGGUUCAGCUCCCACCUGGGGGGAAGCCCCCAGCGGCGGGUCAGCUGCCACCUGGGGGAAUGCCUCCAAAUGUGGGUCAGCUGCCACCUGCGGGGGUGCCCCCCAUUGUGAUCCAGCUCACACCUGAGGGUCUGCCCACUGUUGUGGGUCAGCUCCCACCUGGAGGGCAGCAGUUACCCCUGCUCAUGCUCCUACCUGGCGGGAUGAAGCCAGGUAUGCCUCCCCCCAAUGCCCCUGCUCACUGCUACCAGGAGAUAGCAGGGACGCUGCAGCCCCAGCAGCAGAUGGGGCUGAGGUCUGGGGCUGUAUUGCGUGGGAAGCCCCCACAGCCCGCAGGCAGCUGCCUGCUGCAGGCCCCCAGCCACCCCGGCCCCUCAACAGUCUUCCAAGGACAACCAGU
This is a messenger RNA of Phasianus colchicus (ring-necked pheasant), 728 nucleotides long. NCBI's taxonomy places the organism in Eukaryota, Metazoa, Chordata, Aves, Galliformes, Phasianidae. The record is from RefSeq and is a predicted model, not a curated record.